Molecule: messenger RNA, 6458 nt
Organism: Rhopalosiphum padi (bird cherry-oat aphid)
Lineage: Eukaryota; Metazoa; Arthropoda; Insecta; Hemiptera; Aphididae
Product: toll-like receptor 7
Exons: 1
Coding region: 576-4586 (1336 amino acids)
Biological process (GO): signal transduction
Cellular component (GO): extracellular matrix
Molecular function (GO): protein binding
Source: RefSeq, a predicted model, not a curated record
UGUGUCGCGUUCAGUCUCCGCCGUGAACCCGUUGCCGACAGUUCGCCCGCGCAUCGUGUUUUGGAUUACGAGUCCGUUUAUUAUGUGAAAGUGUUCGCGGGCGCGGACGUUCUGUUCUCGAGUGUUGCGAUUUUUUUUAAGUUUUUUUUUUUAGUUCGGUUUUUUUUUUUUAUUAUUGUUUGUAUACCGUCGCUGACUUAGGGCGAUAUUUUUGAUUUCGUAUAUAUUAAUCGGUAUUCCGGCCCGACUACUGGCAGUACCGUAGUGUUUUAAAAUAAUUUUUAAUUUUUCGUUUUCGUUGUUUUUACUUAGUCUCGAAUCCGCGCUUGUGCGUCCCGCGCGGCAAAAGACUACUGUGAUUUGCGAUUAUGUCGAAUGCCCGACCGACGGGGUCGUACGCGAACCGAUCGGUUUUCUGACGAACGCCCGCCGCGAUUUUUUUUUUUUUGAAAUAAAUCACAUCGAGUUUCGAAAAAAAAAAAAUUUACCUGUUCGGUUUUUGGCAUUACGUCGCCCGGUUGCUGUUAAUCCGGCGCGAAGUAAUCGAGACGAUUCAAAAUUAACGAAAAAAUAAUAUGAAAUUGUUUAUUAAAAUGAAACUAUUUUUGGUGGCCGCGAUGUGCGCCGCGGCGGCCGCCAAACUCGACGGCAGUGGCGCGGGCGAACCGUGUACGUGGUCGUCGUACAACAACGACACGGCCAAGACAUCGGUACAGUGCCGGGUCCGGGCCUUGGCAUUGGACAGUCCGAAUUUCUCGUCCGUGCAACCCGAGGGCACAGUCCGGCUGACGGUCGACUGUACUGACAAGCUGUUCUUGCAGAGUACGCUUGUGCCCCGCAUGUUCCGGCCGCUGCACCAGCUCGAGGAGCUGGCACUGGUCCGGUGCAAAUUGUUAGACAUACCCACAGACGCGUUCGACGGCCUCGGUGGGCUCAAGAAGCUCACCGUGCAUACGUCUAACCUAGAAUGGGGAGCCACCAAAACGAUGGAAUUAGCGCAGGGCAGCCUGGACCGGCUCACGGAGCUCCAGUCGCUUGACCUGUCCGAGUCUAACGUGCACACCGUACCUGCCGACGCGUUCUGCGCCCUCAAAAAUAUCCAGCAGCUAAAUGUGUCGCACAACGGCAUCGAAGACCUCACCACGCUCGGGUUCUCCGGGCCUGACUGUCCCGGCGGCACCGACCUCAAAGUGCUCAAUUUGUCGUGGAACAACUUGCAAUCGGUGCCCGCUCGGACCGCUAUAUCGGCCAUGAAGCGGUUGCAGACGCUCACCCUGCAGCACAACAGCAUCACGGACAUCGCCGCCGACAGCCUGUCUACGCUCACAUCGCUCAAAGUAUUCAACGCGUCCUAUAAUAAACUGGAGGCCCUGCCGGAGACGUUGUUCGCCAAAAACCGUGACUUGCGCGAGGUUUACCUGCAAAACAACGGGCUUUACGAGCUGCCCCGUGGACUUUUCCACCGGCUCGAACAGAUGGUUAUUAUAAAUUUAAGCAACAAUAAGAUCAAUCAGAUCGACGAAGGGCCGUUUGUCGGCCUUCUGCGGUUGGUCGUUCUAGACCUGUCCCGCAACGGACUGACCAGGAUCAAGUCGAACGUUUUCAAGGAUCUGGUGUUCUUGCAGAUUUUGGACUUGAGCAACAACAGUAUUAGCAGUAUCGAGGAAAAUGCAUUUUUUCCACUGUAUAAUUUGCACACGCUUAACUUGGCGGAAAACCGGCUGCACACGAUCGGACCGCGACUUUUCAACGGUUUGUACGUGCUGUCUAAACUCACUAUGAACAACAACUUGUUGAUUACCAUAGACGACCAAGCAUUUAAAAAUUGUUCGGCUCUUAAAGAACUCGAUCUAAGUUCAAAUGCCAUUCAACAGGUGCCAGCCGCGUUGAACGAAUUAUCAUUCUUAAAAACGUUGGAUUUGGGUGAAAAUCAAAUUAGUGUGUUUCACAACAAUUCGUUUAAAAAUAUGGAAUUACUGACCGGACUACGACUUGUAGAUAAUUUUAUCGGAAACCUGACUAUAGGCAUGUUCUCUAAUCUGCCCAACCUGCAGGUGUUGAAUUUAUCGAAAAAUAAAAUUUACACCAUCGAACGAGGCACAUUCACGCAAAAUAGUCAAAUUCAAGCGAUCAGACUGGAUGCUAAUUAUUUAACCGACGUUAACGGAGUUUUCGAAUCGCUGUCUAGUUUGCAAUGGAUAAAUUUAUCUAAAAAUAAUUUAAUUUGGUUCGAUUACGCGAUGGUGCCGGCCAAUCUUAAAUGGCUGGAUUUGCACGAUAAUUACGUUCAAGAAUUGGGAGACUACUAUAAUCUCAAGGACCGAUUGAACAUUAACACAAUUGAUGCCAGUCACAAUCACAUUACCGAAAUUUCGGAACGUUCGAUACCGAACAGUAUAGAAGUAUUGUUCCUCAACAACAAUUUUCUUUCAAACAUUAGGCCCAACACGUUUUUGAAAAAGAGAAAUUUGGUGCGCGUGGACUUGUACGCCAACGAGUUGACGCGAUUGGACGUGAACGCUCUACGGCUAGGCGUUGUGCCCAUCAAUCGUUCGCUGCCGGAAUUUUAUAUCGGUGGUAAUCCAUUCGAGUGUGAUUGUUCCAUGGACUGGUUGCCCGCUGUCAACAAUAUGACGCAACUCAGGCAAAAUCCCAAGGUCAUGGAUCUCGAUAAUGUGGUGUGCAAAACGACAGAUUCCAGAGGCUCGGAGGUAGUACCCAUAUUGUCGGCCGGACCGUCACAAUUUUUGUGCAAAUACGAAACCCACUGUUUUACCGUGUGUAAAUGUUGUGAAUACGACGCGUGCGACUGUGAAAUGACGUGCCCUAAUAAUUGUACAUGUUACCAUGAUCAGACAUGGCAUACGAACAUUGUUGACUGUUCAUACCAAUUAAACAACCAGGUGCCGCCGAAACUACCGAUGGACGCGACACAUGUGUACCUAGACGGCAACAAUUUUAAUCAGUUGCAGGGUCACAUAUUUAUCGGCCGCAAAAACAUGGUGCACCUAUACCUGAACAACUCGAAAAUCGAAUCGUUACAGAACCACACGUUCAAUCGACUCAGCUCGUUGCAGGUACUCCAUUUGGAGGACAACAUGCUCACUGAGUUAAAAGGCUACGAGUUUGAGCAGCUUUAUCAGCUUAGGCAGCUGCACUUGCACAACAAUCGUUUAUCGUAUGUAAACAACAUGACUUUUGCGCCGCUCCGGAACCUGGAGGUGCUUAGGCUGCACGGAAAUUUGCUUAGCAAUUUCAACGUAUGGCAGUUGUCCGUCAAUCCGUACUUAGUACAAUUGUCGGUCGGCAAGAACCCGUGGUCCUGCCGCUGCAAGUUCCUGCAACCGUUCCGAAACUGGGUGUACGAGAACGGCCCGAAAAUCAGCGAUAUGUCAGAUGUAACGUGCGUGCCAGAUGAGUCGGACCCCGGCCAGAGGCGCGAGAUCGAUUUCAACGAAACAACGUGCAGCGACUUCUACACCGGCGGCUGGGCCCUGCGCAACAUGAUGACCUCCAGUUACGUGCCAUUACUCACGUUCCUGUUGGUCGUGUUCGUCGUGGCCCUGGUGCUGUUUGCCGUUCGGGAUAACAUCAAGGUGUGGCUGUACACCAAGUACGGUAUACGAGUGUUCAGCUGCAAGAACUCCAGCAACAAGCACUUCUACGAAGACCGCGAGAAACUGUACGAUGGUUACGUGCUGUACAGCCCCAAAGACGAGGAGUUCGUCCUGCAGUCGGUGGUCGCUGAGCUCGAGCACGGUAACCCGUCGUACCAGCUGUGCCUGCACUACAGGGACCUGCCCAUCACGUCCAUGUACCACGCCGGUUCGUCACCCGUAGUGAUCGAGGCUGCGGAGGCCAGCCGUCGGGUGAUCGUCGUACUGUCCCGAAAUUUCAUACAGACCGAGUGGUCACGAUACGAGUUUCGGUCGGCACUACACGAAGCGCUCAAGGGCAAAGUGUACAAGCUAGUGUUAAUCGAGGAGAACAGCAUCGCUGCCGAGGCGGAUGCCGACCCCGAGAUCAGGCCUUACCUGAAAGUUGCGUCUAAGGUGCGUUGGGGCGAGAAACGGUUCUGGGAACGUCUUCGGUACCUGAUGCCCAGCAACAACCACCACAACAAUAACCAUCACCACCACAAGGUGUGCAACUACCGGAACAAUAUAAACAACUACACCAUCGACACCCGGACGCCAGUGGUGCCGGCACACCGGCGGCAACCACCGCCGUCGCCUCAGGACAAGGGGACACACCACCGUUCGCACGGCCACCACCACCAUCACCACCAGCACCACCAACAGCAGCAGCAUAGCCCCGGAUCGUUGCCCCGGCCGCAGCACCGGCACGAGGACUCCAACUACUCGACGGCCACGACGGCCACGCCGUCCCCGAAACUCGGAGGCGGUUGCGAAGACCGGCCGGCGUCCACCGAGCACAUCUACUCGGCCAUUGACACGCCACCGCCGUCGGUGCACCAGUCGCCCAGCAGGAUGAUGCCGCCCGUACACCAGUUCGAGCGCACCAACAGCCGGAGGUCGGCCAAGCACCAUCAGCACCAGAACGCCGUGCAGGCUUACCUCGUCUAACGCGAAAACAGCCCCCCUCGCAAGUCGUCGUUACCCCUAAUACUUCCACAUCGCAGCGUAUACCGCGAACCUAUAAUAUUAUUGCAUUUUGUGGGUAAUAAUCUCGCGCAAACAGGUCAGUGUCACCGACGUACUGUACGAUUAUUAUUAUUAUUAUUAUAUCAUUAUCAUUAUUAUUAUAUUUGUAUUUUUCGUUUGGUCUUGUUUCGUUUAUUGUUAACCGAACAAAGCAUAUUAUGUACGUAUGUGCUCAUCAAUAUGUGAUAAUGUUGUUUAAAUAAGCACGACUUGUAUGAUUCAUAGAUUAAUUGAGUUCCUAAGUGUACGUUCUCCGGAACACGCUGCGGUUAAUUCCCUUUGAAACUUUCUUGUAUUUUUUUUUUUUUUAAUUAUUUUUAAUUUUUACUUUAUUUGUUCGUAAAAAUUACUUUACGACGGGCUGUGUCCGCCGUUUAUAUUGUAAAUGUGAUUUUAGGCGGGUUUUUAAAUAUUAUAUUAUUAUUAUAUUAUUGUGAAAAAAAACGGUUCGUACUAACUAUUGAGAAUCUAACGCCAUUUUUCUAGUCAGCUCAAAAAAAAAAAAAAAAAUGUUUUGAGCAACCAAAUUGUGUGUGUUAAACUCAUAAAAAAAAAAAUGUAUUAUCCUCGAUUUGAGGCCCAGACUGAUUAAGUCUUCGUAUCACUGUUGUUUGCUCCCCUCACCUUUUAACUUUUUUCAAUCGAAAUGACAUACAUCGCGAACGUUAUUAUUCUAUUUCAUUUUUCACGUGACGCAGAGCAAUAAUAAUAAAAUAUUAUUUUAAAUUUAUGACACAUGAUGUGGGAUAAUUAAAAACCUCCGUGGGUGUUGGUGUUUUUUUCUCUUCAUACAUCGUAAUAAUAAUAAUAAUAAUACCGGUUCUAGGCUCUCGUGUAUUUUAUUAUAUCUCUCCUUAUUACUACACUCUCCUAGAGCGUUUAUUCUGUUAUUAUUCCGACGUGUCCGAGUACGCUUUCGUACGAAACACGGAGUGAAAAAAAAUAUAUAUUUAUAUACUUAUAUAUUAUAUAUAAAUGUAUAUUUUUUUAUUCAGUACACGGAUUACCACUUAGUACUGCCGCUGCGUUAUCUGAAAUGGAUUCGGCUUUUUAUUUGGAGAGACAAUAUAAAACUAUUAUUUUUUUUAUCUUUAAAACACAAAACAAGGAUAAUAAAAAUAAGAUAAAUAAUAAAUACACACCUUCUUAUCCUCGAAAAUAAUAAUUUAAUUUCCCUGUAAACUCGGUUUAAUAUAUAAGCUAUAACUAUACUUGAUUAAUAGAGACUACGACGUGUUUCAUUCCGUUAACGUAAAUUACAAAUUAUGAAUAUUUUUACGAAUUUACACUCAAUAUAUGCGAUUUUUAAUUGUUUUAAUUGUUUGGGUCGAGUGUAGUAACAGGGUAAGACCGAUAACAACUUGGUUGAUUGUGAAAAAAAAAAAUAAAAAAAUAAAAUUUGGGGAAUUUACAUUUUGUUUCACUACUUGAACGAAGACUGUAUGAUAUUUUUCAUUAACCACAAUUUUUUUUUAUUUAAAUAUUGUUAACUUCGAUUCUAUUUUAUUAUUAUUUGAUUAAGAAAUUAUUUGUAUAUAUUCGUGUACAUCCCAUUUUAUUAUGUAAUGAUAUUAAUAUGUAUAGACGUGUAUUGUACUACGUUGAAAAUAAAUAAUUUAUUUUUUAUUUUGAAAAAAAAAGACAUGUUAUUUAUUUUAAUUUCUAUCACCCAGGUACAGCACUGCGUUACACGCUACCUACCUAUCUGCAUAUUUUUUGUCACGGUCCAAAGUAUGACCAUACACAACAACACUACAUGUAUAUAUAUGGUAUAUUAAAUACGCACAUACAUUA